Molecule: messenger RNA, 4143 nt
Organism: Monodelphis domestica (gray short-tailed opossum)
Lineage: Eukaryota; Metazoa; Chordata; Mammalia; Didelphimorphia; Didelphidae
Gene: PHLDA1
Product: pleckstrin homology like domain family A member 1
Biological process (GO): positive regulation of apoptotic process
Cellular component (GO): nucleus
Molecular function (GO): phosphatidylinositol phosphate binding
Source: RefSeq, a predicted model, not a curated record
AUGUGUUGUCAGUCGCUGGUUUCAGUCCCACCUGACCGCCGCCUCGUUUUGGGGGCGAACAUUGGAGUGACUGCCAUUUCCCGCCUUCCAGUCCCUCCUGCUUCCUUCGCGCGUUCUUCGUUGCGGCCACGAGGGGGCGCCGUUCCCUUAGUUAUCCUGGAAGCCCGUGCUGCCGCUGCCGCUGCCGCUGCUGCUCCUGCUCCUGGGAGCUCUACCACCUUGGGGCAUCCCACUGUCUUAGUACGCUUUAAGACCAUUCCUAAAGCUGUGUGGAAACCAGAAUCUGCAGUCUCCGUGGAACCUUUGGUUAAUGGAGAGUGCCUAGCACGGAGCUCCUCUGCACUUAGAGAAGUGGAAGGAGUGCAAGGAAGUACAGCCGGGACAGUUUGCUCAUAUGCCCACCCAGCCCAUCUGGAAGCUGGUUUGGCAAACAUCAGUUCUCCUCCAUUCAAAUGGGGCCAGUGGUUUCCCAUGCGAAGAGUAAUCCGAAGAGCCUGUGUGGCUGUUGGCAAGCAAGAUUGCCAGGCGGGCUCCGGGCUCUUCCAGCCUCGUUUUCCUCAGUUACCCUUCCAGGACCAUGAACCCAGAAGGGCUGAGAGGAGUGAGGGGAGAGGAAAGAGGGGAGGGCGCGGGCGGGGGUUGGAAGGGAGCCAAGUUCACCGACAGCAGCCAGCGUUGUCUGGAGAGCGAGCGGGGCAGUCCGUUCGUCAGUCGGGCUGGCUGACUGGGGCCAGGGGGCGGCUAGGAAGGGAGGGCAGGCAGCAGCAGCAGCGGCAGCGGCAGCAGCAGCAGCAGCAGCAGCAGCAGCAGCAGCAGCAGCAGCAGCAGCAGCAGCAGCAGCAGCAGCAGCAGCGGGCAGGAGUCGAGCCCAGACAGGACCCCAGGACGCAGCUCCCCGGCGCCCGAGCCGCCCUGCCCUGCAUCCUCCUGCUCAGCCUCCUCUACCCUUUCCGCUUGGGCGGCCGCGGGAGCCGCUGGGGGGAGGACGGCGCCCGCCUGCUGCUGCUGCCCCCGGCGCCGGCGGCUGCAAGGCGAGGAGGACGGGGAGGCCAAGGAGCAGGAGAGGCGGCCCGGAGGAGCAGGGGCGGCGGAGGCGGCGGCCACCCCUAUGCCGAGAGGAUGCUGGAGAGCGGCGGCUGCAAAGCGCUGAAGGAGGGGGUGCUGGAGAAGCGCAGCGACGGGCUGCUGCAGCUGUGGAAGAAGAAAUGCUGCAUCCUCACCGAGGAAGGGCUGCUGCUCAUCCCCCCCAAGCAGCAGCAGCACCAGCAGCAGCAGCACCAGCAGCAGCAGCAGCAGCAGGCGGCGGCGGCCGAGCAGCCCCAACCCAGUCCCCCAGCCGCAGCAGUCGCUGGCCUCGAGCCGCCCGCCAAGCUCAAGGAGCUGCAUUUCUCCAACAUGAAGACGGUCGACUGUGUGGAACGCAAGGGCAAGUACAUGUACUUCACCGUGGUCAUGGCCGAGGGGAAAGAGAUCGACUUUCGUUGCCCUCAGGACCAGGGCUGGAACGCCGAGAUCACACUGCAGAUGGUGCAGUACAAGAACCGCCAGGCGAUCCUGGCCGUGAAGUCCACCCGGCAGAAACAGCAGCACUUGGUCCAGCAGCAGCAGCAGCAGCAGCAGCAGCACCCCCCACGGGACCCGCACCCGCAGCCCCCGCAGCAGCCGCCGCCACCUCAGCAGCCCUGCCACCGCCUUCUCCGCAGCACCUCCAACUCCGCCUGAGAGGGUAGAGGGCACUUCCCCCUUACUCGGAGUCCGACCAGGUUGAACUAAAGAACUCUUGGGCAAGACUGAAAGCUCCCGUUUCGGUUGAUCGGGAACCUCAAAGAAACAAGUCCUCCGGACCCCAACCAGGCUUAAGUAUCUUGGACGUCACCUCUGCGGUAACCUGUGACUCGCCCCAUCCCAAUUAGUUUUCUGCACGGGCCUCCUCAUGAUGCAGGGAAGAAUUUCGAGUCCUGAAGACUUCGACUAUUAUUUAUGAACCUUGGAGAGGCUCUUCUGGAAUGGCUGCACUUCUAGGAGAGAUGAUGUACUGUGAUUUUAUUUUAUGUAUUUUAAUUUGCAAUUAUUUAUUAGUUUUUUAAAUGCUUGUUCUCAGACAUUUCUGAAUGUAGGCCACUUUCCAGAAAUGAACCAUUUUGUCAAAUUCCAUUUGCUAAUAAUAAUCAGUCCCCACCCUUGGAGAAGUGGGAAGGUGGAGGCAAAGGGAACAGGAAGAGACAUUGAGAAUCCAUUUAUUUAUUUCAAGGAGACUUUACUAAGGAUACUGUUUGUUAUGACCGAUGGAUGGUUUGUCAUGCCAAGUCCACCACUUUGAUGUUUUAAGUUUUUUAUUUGGUUUCCCCCUAGAGCUCUAUUUUGGGUAGAAAUUCAUUAAAAGCAAUUAAGUGUUAAGGAUUGUGUAUGAGAAUCUAAUAUUCUAAAUGCAACUUCCCAAAGAGGGGGACAAAAAGACAUUGAAACUUGGUUUCCAAAUAUCUAUUAAAAAUGGGGGGGGGAUAGUUAGGUGGCCCAGUGAAUAGCGAUGGAAGGUCCUAGCUUCAAAUUUGGUUUUAGGCGCUUCCUAGCUGUGUGACCCUGAGCAAGUCACUUAACCCAGUUACCUAGCCCUUACUGCUCUAUUGCCUUGGUACUAAUACACAGUAUUGAUUCCAAGAUGGAAGGUAAGGGUUAAAAAAAAUACCCAGCUGUUUUAAAGAAUUAGAUUUCUCUUUUAACUUUAUGGGCCAGGAACAAAAUGUCAUUUUGUGAAAAACUUUGGCCAUCCUCUAAAAAAUAAAAUAGACCUAAGAAGAAGUCUUUUAGAUUGUGGCUUCUUUGUGUAUUAACUUAAAAAAAUAUCUGCUUAAUUAAAUUAUUUCCAAAUGGGAACAGGAAAGAGAACAUUUACACUUUGGUCCAAUUUUUUGCCCCAUCUGAUUCUGCUUUUCCUAAGGCUCUAUUGUAUGACUUUAAUUUCAUUUUCUGACCCUCUUUGCAAUGAUUUUGAAGAAUUCCUCCAUCUAAAGUGAGGUUGUAAAUACUUGAAAGGGUUCAAACAUCCAUAACUUUUAGUUUUUGUAGUGAAAAUGCAUUGCUCAGAGAAAUCCAUAACUUUUUGCUUUGAAGAACUGCCAGAAGGGAAAAGGUAUGGGAAGUAUGAUUUGUUCAUAUACCCAUAACAAAACCCUGAAAUUUAGGGGAAAAAAGUAAAGGACUCAUGAUUGGGGGAGAUGGCGGCGGGGGGCGGGGGGGGGAGUGAGAGAGAUAGAAUGAGGAGGGGAACACAGAGAGAGCAGAGAGAAUGAGAGAAAGAGGGUGAAAGAGAGAAUGAGCUUGAGAGAGAGAAAGUACAGUAUUUCCUAAAAGGUAGAAAAAAUACUUUUUAAGCCUUUAAAUGUUACUAAUACUCUUUGGGCUACAGAACUAUCAGUUUUCAAUUCUUCAGCCCUAGGUCUUCUUUUCAUCAUCAUUCUAGUGGGCAUUUGGCUAAUUUGUAAGAUAUAAUCAAAAGAGACAGAACUAAUUCCUUCCCCCCCCAACCCUUGUAGUAGCUUUAAGGUCUAAUCACUUAAAAACAAACAAACAAACCCUUACCUUCUGUCUUAGAAUAGAUCAGUAUUGGGUCCAAGACACAAGAGCAGUAAGGGCUAGGCAAUCCGGGAUAAGUGACUUGUUCAGAGUCGCACUGCUAGGAAGUAUCUGAGGUCAAAUUUGAACCCAGGACUUCUUGUCUCCAGACCUGGCACUCUAUCCACUGAGCCACCUAGUUGCCCCUAGGUCUAAUAACUUUUGAGGGGUAAAACUUAAACUGAUAAAAGGUUUAGAGUUUGAACAUCUCUUAAAUAAAUAAGAAAACCCCAACAACCCCCAAAUCAAUCUGAAAACUAUUAUCAGGACAUUAACCUGUAUCUCUUUGAUUAUGACUGGAAACUAUAUUGUAGAUUGCAGCUUGAGUCAGAGCUGAAAGAUUUACCUUAAUCCAGAUUUAACCAAAUCGACUGGAACAACUGCUUUAGAAAGUCAAUUUGUUGUUAUUCCUUGUGGAAGAAAAGUCAGCUUUCCUACUUUUUAGCAGGGCCUGCCCCAGAGUCGUCAGGUCUUAGCCUCCCUGCUAACCCAUCAGUUUUUCAAAUAAAUUGGUUUAUGGUUUCAGAAUCA